Adineta ricciae is the source of this 966-nucleotide messenger RNA. The record is from the annotation of a GenBank genome assembly. Lineage: Eukaryota; Metazoa; Rotifera; Eurotatoria; Adinetida; Adinetidae.
AUGGCCAUAAGUAAUCAAGAUGACAAUACUGUCACUCUUCUGUAUGGUUAUAACAAAGGGAAGUUUCAUUUUCCACUCACAUAUUCAGUUGGUGUAGCACCCGUCUUUAUUAUAUCUGCUGAUUUCAACAAUGACAAGAAAUUAGAUCUUGCCGUCGCUAAUUCAAAUGACACUGCCAUUAGUAUACUCAUUGGCAAUGGAUCGAAUAUAUUUCUUCCUGAAACACAGUAUUCAGUUGAUGAUUAUUAUGGUCCACUCUCUUUAGCAACAGCUGAUUUCAAUAUGGAUUCCAAAUUAGAUUUGGCAGUGAUUUAUAGUUAUCCAACUCUUAUUCAACUGUUUCUAGGUAAUGGAAAUGGAACUUUUCAAACUGGAAAUAAGAUUGAUCUUGAUACACUACCAACAGCGAUCAUCGUCGCUGAUUUGAAUAAGGAUAACAAAAUUGACUUGAUAGUUCUUAGCCAAUUUAGCAGCAGUAUCAGUAUAUAUCUUGGAUAUGGAAAUACAACUUUCUCGAAGUUCACCAAUAUUUCAGUAAGUCGAUCACCAACUGCAAUUGUGUCAGCUGAUUUUGAUAAUGACAAUCAAGUCGAUUUAGCAAUAACUAGUAGUGCUCGGAAUACCGUCACGAUCUUAUUUGGCAAUGGAAAUGGAACAUUUUCUACCCAAGUCAAUAAAACUGUUGGUAGAUAUCCCAUUGCCUUAGUAACAGCAGAUUUAGAUAAAGACAAUCUGCUAGAUUUGAUAGUAGUUAAUAGAGGUGACAAUUCUAUGAGUGUGUUGAUGGGCUAUGGAAGUCGAAGUUUUUCAAAUCAAACAAAAUACGCAACAAGUCUCACUCCAAGUGCUGCUGCGAUUGGUGAUUUGAAUAAUGACAAUAAAAUCGAUGUAGUUAUAACAAAUUAUCAAUCAGAAACAGUAUCUGUUUUUCUAAAUACGUGCGAGAAUAUAAUAACUACAUCUUAA